Aspergillus terreus NIH2624 is the source of this 4995-nucleotide messenger RNA. Its product is annotated as ion-transporting P-type ATPase SPF1. The record is from RefSeq and is a predicted model, not a curated record. Gene Ontology annotation, biological process: intracellular calcium ion homeostasis. Gene Ontology annotation, cellular component: endoplasmic reticulum membrane. The coding region runs from base 1 to 4995 and encodes 1664 amino acids. The transcript is spliced from 8 exons. Gene Ontology annotation, molecular function: ATP binding; P-type ion transporter activity; ATP hydrolysis activity. NCBI's taxonomy places the organism in Eukaryota, Fungi, Ascomycota, Eurotiomycetes, Eurotiales, Aspergillaceae.
AUGGCCGAACUCGAGGGCCGCAGUUUGUCCAUCUUCGUCGUCACCAUCGUCUUUUUGGCCCUCUCGUUCAUCUCCGUCUGCCUACGAUGCUUCGUUCGGCUCCGACUGGUGCGCGCCUUUGGGUGGGAUGAUGCCCUCAUGGUGUUUGCGAUGGCUUUAAAUAUCUUGUUCGCAUUAUGUGGAAUAACCGGGGCAUGUUACGGUCUCGGGCAUAAACUCCUCGAGCUCACAGAACAUGAGAAGAAAACCGCCAUGUUUUGGUGGUGGCUUGGCCAGACAACCUAUGUUUUCACCUGUGUCGUCGCCAAAAUCUCCAUCGCAUUGGCCCUUCUCCGUCUCACCGUCGCAAAGGCGCACACGAUCCUCCUAUGGACCGUCAUCGCUCUAUCAACCGCGGUUGGCCUCGUGUUCUGGUUUGUGUUGACGUUGCAGUGCCAUCCCGUCGACUAUUUCUGGAGGCGAGUGGAGCCUAAAGUCUUUGGCACUGGGAAAUGCUUAGACGUCGAUAUCCUCAUCGACAUCGCCUAUCUCUACAGUGUCAUUGCAACGGUCUGCGACUUUAUCCUGGGUCUUCUGCCUAUCGCUCUGGUGUGGAACUUGCAGAUGACACCCAAGACAAAAGCUGCCCUAGCUGGUAUCUUGAGUAUGGGAUGCAUUGCGAGCGCGGCUGUCAUUGUCCGUAUACCCUACCUCCAUACCUACAAAGACCCCGAGUUCCUCUACGCGACUGCCGAAAUCUCAAUCUGGUCGAACGUUGAGGCUGGCCUCGGCAUCACCGCAGGAAGUCUCGUCACUCUGCGGCCCCUCUUCCGCUGGUUUAGGGGGACUACCUAUGGCGGUACACACAGCAUCAAGCCCACCGCGGGCAGUAUGCCGUUGUCCAGCAUGAACGGCACACAUCCAUCCCGACAGGACCCAUCCGCGACGAAGUUUUGGCGUCCCGACCUGGAUCCGGAGGACUCGCGCGGAGUGAUCACAACCAUUCAGACGUCGCGGACAAGCCGAAACAGCAGCCAGGAGGACUUGUAUCCCAGACAGGCGUCCCUGCCUGGGGUCAACGUACACAAGUCUUUCCUUGUAACAUCAGAUGAGAUGGCCAAACUCGUGGAUGACCCUCAGAUUCAAUAUGCGUCGCUUCACAAUCCCCUUCCUCGUCAGCUACACACUUACGUAUGGCCGUUCAUAAUCGUCUGGCCUGCUUUCCUCGCCUUCUACCUCUCUCCUGAGCGCUACGAUACAUACAUCCAGGGCCAGGAAUGGACGUUCGUGUGGGUUGCUUCGAUCAUUACGGCACAGUCUCUCCUUUGGUUGAUGACCAAAUGGAAUAUCAACAUCAGGACGUUGUUCACCACGACCAAGGCCAGGUCUCUCGACUCCGCCCAGCUCAUCAAGGUGAUCCCCAUCGCCAACGCGGGUUCGGCGGAAAUCUGUCCUCUGGUACACGAGUCCAUGGGCGGUAAACGAACCAUAUCAUUCUUAUUCCAGAAACGCCGCUUUCUCUUCUACCCGGAGCGUCGAUCGUUCGGCCCCUUGUCCUACGUCCUCGACGCUGAGCCCAAGCCCGCCCUCAAGACCUUCCAGCAAAGCGAGGGAUUCACCACGAAGGCGGAAGUCGAAAACACCCAACACCAUUAUGGCGACAAUACCUUCGAUAUCCCCGUUCCCGGUUUUGUCGAGCUCUGGAAAGAACAUGCUGUGGCGCCCUUCUUUGUGUUCCAGGUGUUUUGUGUUGGUUUGUGGAUGCUGGAUGAAUACUGGUACUACUCUUUGUUCACUCUCUUCAUGCUGGUUGCAUUUGAGAGCACAGUUGUGUGGCAGCGCCAGCGGACCCUCACCGAAUUCCGCGGAAUGAACAUCAAGCCUUACGAUGUUUGGGUAUACCGUGAGCGCAAAUGGCAGGAGAUCACUAGCGACAAGCUUCUCCCCGGUGAUCUGAUGUCCGUCAACCGCACCAAGGAAGAUGGCGGUGUCGCGUGCGACAUCCUCCUGCUCAAUGGUAGCGCUAUCGUCAACGAGGCCAUGCUUUCUGGCGAGAGCACGCCCCUCCUGAAAGAAUCGAUUCAGCUCCGCCCCGGAGAUGAUCUCAUUGAGCCAGAUGGAUUGGACAAGAAUGCUUUCGUUCACGGCGGUACCAAGGUGCUGCAGAUCACUCAUCCCAACACGAACACGGAAGACUCGGAGAAGUCGCAAAAGGCCACCUCGAAGGUUCCUCCCCCGCCCGACAAUGGCGCGGUGGGUGUUGUGGUGAAGACCGGCUUUGAAACCAGCCAGGGUAGCCUGGUUCGUACCAUGAUCUAUUCGACAGAGCGCGUCUCCGCCAACAAUGUCGAGGCUCUGCUCUUCAUUCUCUUCCUGCUCAUGUUUGCGCUCGCCGCUGCGUGGUACGUGUGGCAGGAGGGUGUUGCAAAGGACCGCAAAAGAUCCAAAUUGCUCCUGGACUGUAUCCUCAUCGUUACGAGUGUCGUGCCCCCCGAGCUGCCUAUGGAACUCAGCCUGGCUGUCAACACCAGUCUGGCUGCCCUCAGCAAGUUUGCGAUCUUUUGCACGGAGCCCUUCCGCAUCCCGUUCGCCGGUCGUGUUGAUGUCGCUUGCUUCGAUAAGACUGGUACACUGACAGGCGAAGACCUUGUCGUCGACGGUAUUGCAGGACUCUCCCUUGGACAGCAGGGCGCCAAAGUCGGAAAGGACGGUGCUCAUACGGAGCUCGCCAAAGGGUCUAGCAUUGGACUCGACACGACUCUUGUCCUUGCGAGUGCGCACGCGUUGGUCAAGUUGGACGAGGGCGAGGUCGUUGGUGAUCCCAUGGAGAAGGCUACGUUGCAGUGGCUUGGCUGGACUCUGGGUAAGAACGAUACGCUUAUGUGCAAGAAUCAGCCCGCUCAGAGCUCUCGUUCGCUCGAGUCUGUUCAGAUCAAAAGACGGUUCCAGUUUUCCUCCGCCCUCAAGCGUCAGAGCACCAUCGCGACUGUAACACACAAUGACCGCAAGACAUCCAAGAAGUCUAAGUCGACAUUUGUGGGUGUAAAGGGUGCUCCCGAGACCAUCCGGUCCAUGCUGGUCAACACUCCUCCGGGCUAUGAGGAAACCUUCAAAUACUUUACCCGCAAUGGUGCCCGUGUCCUUGCCCUCGCCUAUAAGUACCUCUCGCCCGAGGCGGAACUGUCUCAAAGUCGUGUCAACAACUUCGUUCGGGAGGAGGUCGAGUCUGAGCUGACUUUCGCUGGCUUCCUUGUCCUGCAAUGUCCUUUGAAGGAUGAUGCCAUCAAGGCCGUGCGCAUGCUGAACGAGAGCAGUCACCGUGUUGUCAUGAUCACCGGUGACAACCCCCUGACCGCUGUUCAUGUGGCACGUCAAGUCGAAAUUGUGGAUCGCGACGUCUUGAUUCUGGAUGCUCCUGAAAACGACGUGUCUGGCACAAGACUGGUCUGGCGAAGCAUUGAUGAUAAAUUUAACCAAGACGUGGACCCUACUCAGAACCUGGACUCCGAAAUCUUGAGAACCAAGGAUAUCUGUGUCACUGGCUAUGCUCUUGCUAAAUUCAAAGGCCAGAAGGCUUUUGCCGAGCUCCUGCGUCACACUUGGGUCUACGCCCGUGUCUCUCCCAAGCAGAAGGAAGAUAUUCUCCUUGGCCUUAAGGAUGCUGGAUACACGACUCUGAUGUGUGGUGACGGUACCAACGACGUUGGAGCUCUCAAGCAGGCCCACGUUGGCGUUGCGCUUUUGAAUGGAUCUCAGGACGAUCUUAACCGAAUCGCUGAACACUACCGGAACACGAAGAUGAAGGAAAUUUAUGAGAAGCAGAUCGCCAUGAUGCAGCGGUUCAAUCAGCCAGCCCCGCCCGUCCCUGCGCAAAUCGCUCAUUUGUAUCCUCCCGGUCCCGGAAACCCGCACUACCAGAAGGCCAUUGAAAGAGAGGCGCAGAAGAAGGGUGCCGCUGCUGCUGCAAAUGCUCAGAAUCAAGCUGAAGAGAUCCCCACCAUCACCUCUCCUGGCGCGCAGGCUCUCCAGCAGUCAAACUCCCACCAGACGCCCCACCAGCAACGCCAGCAACAGGCCGCCCAGGCCGCCGCCGGCUUUGCCGAUAAGCUCACCGCGUCCAUGAUGGAGCAGGAGCUGGAUGACAGCGAGCCCCCAACUAUCAAGCUUGGUGAUGCCUCUGUCGCUGCCCCGUUCACCAGUAAAUUGGCCAAUGUCAUUGCGAUCCCCAACAUUCUCCGUCAGGGCCGCUGUACUCUUGUCGCGACCAUUCAAAUGUACAAGAUUCUUGCCCUGAACUGCUUGAUUAGCGCGUACAGUUUGAGUGUCAUUUACCUUGAUGGAAUCAAGUUUGGAGAUGGCCAGGUGACGAUUAGCGGCAUGCUGAUGAGCGUCUGCUUCCUUUCCAUCUCUCGCGCGAAGUCCGUGGAAGGUCUGUCGAAAGAGCGGCCGCAACCGAACAUUUUCAACAUCUACAUCAUCGGAUCGGUCCUUGGGCAGUUCGCCAUUCACAUUGUCACUUUGAUCUACCUGUCCAACUAUGUGUAUUCUAUUGAACCGCGUUCAUCCGACAUCGAUCUGGAGGGUGAAUUCGAACCAUCGCUGCUAAACAGCGCCAUUUACCUUCUCCAGCUCAUCCAGCAGAUCUCUACUUUCUCCAUCAACUACCAAGGCCGUCCCUUCAGAGAGUCUAUCCGCGAGAACAAGGCUAUGUACUGGGGUCUGGUGGCGGCCUCUGGCGUCGCCUUCUCCUGUGCCACGGAGUUCAUUCCCGAGCUGAACGAGAAGCUGCGGCUUGUCCCGUUCAGCACGGAGUUCAAGCUUACUCUCACGGUCUUGAUGGUCAUCGACUAUGCUGGAUGCUGGGUCAUCGAGAACGUCCUGAAACGCAUGUUCAGUGAUUUCCGGCCCAAGGACAUUGCUGUGCGCCGUAAGGACCAACUCGAGCGGGAAGCAGCCCGGAAGGCAAGGGAAGAGAUGGAGAAAUUGGCCGAGGCCGAGCGGAAGAGAAAGGUUUAG